Messenger RNA from Hansenula ciferrii, 795 nucleotides. RefSeq names its product Utp30p (gene UTP30). NCBI's taxonomy places the organism in Eukaryota, Fungi, Ascomycota, Saccharomycetes, Phaffomycetales, Wickerhamomycetaceae. The record is from RefSeq and is a predicted model, not a curated record. The transcript has 2 exons. Bases 1 to 795 code for a protein of 264 amino acids.
AUGAGUGUUUUAUCAGAAGAUACCAAGACCCAGUCAAGAAAGGCACUCAAGUCGCUAAUAUCCCAUGAAAGAAAUGAGAAAGGGGACUUGAAACAAACGAUAUACUUGAUCAUCAACACAGAUAAACCCUUAGCUAAACAAACAGACCAUGUUCCAAGAAUAAUACCCAUUCCUAAUAGAAUAUCCAAAUCCACAGAUAAUUCUAUCUUACUGGUCACAAAAGAUCCUUCAACUCCAUAUAGAGAACCAUUAACAUGUAAAAAUUCACCAACAGAAGAUUUAUUCAAUGAAAUAAUGCCAUUGAAGAAACUGAGAAUAAUAAGUAAAUCAAAGAAAUCAUUGAAAAAAUUAUAUCAUGAAUAUGAUUUGAUUGUUUGUGAUCAUAGAAUUCAUCAUCUUUUACCAUCUGUUCUUGGUGAACAAUUUUUCAAAGGUCACAAGAAAGUUCCAUACAUGUUACAAAUGUCUAAACCUGAUCCAUCAGCACAACCAGUCAAGAAACAAGACCGUGUUGAAACUUGUGAUGCUAAAUAUGUUAGAGAUCAAAUCAGAUCAAUCUGUAAAAAUACAAGUUUUAUACCUAAUAAAGAUACUACAAUAAGUAUUAAAAUUGGAUGGACCGAUACAGAGGAUAUUGAUAAAUUGAUAACAAACAUUUUUGCCGUUGUGGAAUUUCUCAAGAAUCCUAAAUUUCAACCAAUUGGUGGAUUAUUGAAAUAUAAUAAUCAAAUUAAAGGUAUGUUUGUGAAGACUAAUGAGAGUAUCAGUUUACCAAUCUACAAAAGAGAAGAUUGA